Photinus pyralis (common eastern firefly) is the source of this 527-nucleotide messenger RNA. RefSeq lists its product as uncharacterized. Lineage: Eukaryota; Metazoa; Arthropoda; Insecta; Coleoptera; Lampyridae. The record is from RefSeq and is a predicted model, not a curated record. The transcript has 4 exons. Bases 95 to 403 code for a protein of 102 amino acids.
AUAUACUGAGCGAAUUUUUACGCGGAAAAACAGGAGUGUUAUUGUGUCAACAGUUUGUUUCUUAUCGGGUGGAUAACUUUUAGUGGAAUUACACAUGGAAGCUAACUACAGAAGAGGAGCGAAGACAAGGUUGCGGUUAUCUAUUCGCAGGAAGAAAUCCAAUAAUAUCUAUAAAUACAAUGCGGCUCGUGCUGGUGGGCUUCCUUGUUCGACCAAAAAUAUUUUGCCAACAUCUAGAACUACGGAAAAGGAAAGUAUUCUGCCAAAUGUAGAAAUCAUUGCCAAUAUUACCGAAUCUUCACCUGAAUCCCCAGAGAUAGAAAAAAGGAAAACGGUAGAGAACAAUGAUGACCGUCUUGACGUAUGCCAAGUGACGAAUGGUGCUCACAUUGAACACUUGUAGGCUAUUAUGUAAAACUGUUUGAGUUUCUCUUUCAUUUGAACAUUUGACAAUUGUGGCUGUAAGUUUGAUGUAUUAAAUAUUAUAACAUGUUAAAACCCCUCUAUUCAUUUUGAAACACGCUGUA